AUGGCGAGCCAGAAGCGCAUCUCCAAGGAACUGAAUGAGCUCCUUGACUCACCCCCAACUGGCGUCACGGUCGCCUUAGCAGACGACUCGAACCUGUACAAAUGGAACGUCCAGAUGCAGGGCCCCGAGGGCUCACCAUACGAAGGCGGAACAUUCCAAAUAAACCUCUCCCUACCAACAGACUACCCUUUCAAACCACCAACCGUCUCCUUCGCUACGAAAAUCUACCAUCCAAACGUCUCCAACGAUGACAAGGGAACCAUGUGUCUGGGCAUGUUGAAGUCUGAUGAAUGGAAGCCGUCGUCGAAGUUAUAUGCCGUGCUGGAGUUUGCUAGACAGCUACUUGCGGAGCCGAUGCCGGAUGAUGCGGUAGAAGGGAGGAUUGCCGAGCAAUAUAGUAAUGAUCGGAAACAGUACGAGAAGAUCGCGAGGGAGUGGACAAGAAAGUGGGCUAGUGGGACUGUAGAGGAGGGAAAGUAG
Molecule: messenger RNA, 480 nt
Organism: Arthroderma uncinatum
Lineage: Eukaryota; Fungi; Ascomycota; Eurotiomycetes; Onygenales; Arthrodermataceae
Product: ubiquitin-conjugating enzyme E2 4
Exons: 3
Coding region: 1-480 (159 amino acids)
Source: RefSeq, a predicted model, not a curated record